AUGCUCUGUCAUCGAACACCGUUCCUGGGGCAUUUUGCUCGGCAGUACGCUCGCUCACUAACGGCAAGAACGAUGUCAACAAAUAAUAAGUUUGACCUUCCUGCGCGAUAUCAAGGUGCGACAAAGAGUGUGUGGGUGGAGUAUAUUCAGCUGGCGCUGCAAUACAAACCGCUUAAUCUUGGCCAAGGAUUCCCGGACUAUCAUGCACCCAAGUAUGCGCUGAAUGCGUUGGCCGCCGCGGCCAAUAGUCCAGAUCCGUUGGCGAACCAGUAUACGCGUGGUUUCGGUCAUCCGCGACUCGUGCAGGCAUUGAGCCGGAUGUAUUCGGGAUUGGUUGGUCGCACGAUUAAUCCGCUCAGCGAGAUACUGGUGACGGUUGGCGCGUACGAAGCACUGUACGCAACGAUUCAAGGUCAUGUGGAUGAAGGGGACGAAGUCAUCAUAAUUGAACCUUUCUUCGAUUGCUACGAACCGAUGGUGAAAGCUGCUGGCGGUGUGGCUCGUUUCAUUCCUUUGGUACCGACACAAACCGGUCGGACAAUAUCUUCGGAUGAUUGGAAGCUGGAUCCGAUCGAGCUGGCCAAACUGUUCAACGAGAAAACGAAAAUGAUCAUUAUCAAUACGCCCCAUAACCCGCUGGGAAAGGUCAUGAGUCGGCAGGAACUGGAAAUGGUUGGGGAUUUGUGCAAGCAGUGGAACGUCCUUUGCGUGUCGGACGAGGUCUACGAACACAUGGUGUACGCACCGUACCAGCACGUGCGUAUAUGCACGCUGCCGGAUAUGUGGGAACGCACGAUCACGAUCGGUUCGGCGGGAAAAACGUUCUCGCUGACCGGCUGGAAGAUCGGUUGGGCUUACGGGCCUGAAGCAUUGAUGCGAAAUUUGCAGAUGGUGCACCAGAACUGUGUGUAUACGUGUGCGACACCGAUCCAGGAAGCGAUCGCAGUAGGCUUUGAAAAGGAGCUUGAUCAGCUGACCAGCCCGGAGUGCUACUUUAACAGCAUUUCGACCGAGCUCGUUACGAAGCGAGAUUAUAUGGCGCGUUUCCUUGAGGACAUCGGUAUGCAUCCAACGAUACCGCAAGGCGGAUACUUUAUGGUGGCCGAUUGGUCGCAGCUCGCCGAUAAGGUUGAUCUGUCCCAGGAAACCGAUAGGUAUCGCGACUAUCGCUUCACCAAGUGGAUGACCAAAACGGUCGGGCUGCAGGGCAUUCCACCGUCCGCGUUCUAUAGCGACGAACAUAAACCGCUCGGGGAAAAUUUCGUGAGGUAUUGCUUCUUCAAGCGGGAUGACACACUGGAACGUGCCGCAAACAUUUUAACCGAAUGGAAGGGCAAAACAAAGUCCAACUAA
This is a messenger RNA of Anopheles marshallii, 1353 nucleotides long. It is a transcript of the gene Kyat, whose product is annotated as kynurenine aminotransferase. The coding region runs from base 1 to 1353 and encodes 450 amino acids. The transcript has 3 exons. NCBI's taxonomy places the organism in Eukaryota, Metazoa, Arthropoda, Insecta, Diptera, Culicidae. Gene Ontology annotation, biological process: biosynthetic process. The record is from RefSeq and is a predicted model, not a curated record. Gene Ontology annotation, cellular component: mitochondrion; cytoplasm. Gene Ontology annotation, molecular function: L-kynurenine:2-oxoglutarate transaminase activity; pyridoxal phosphate binding.